AUGUCAAUUAAGGUAACUCAACCAAGAGACAAGCAGCUUAACCCCUAAUCUCAGCAUUACUUUAAGCCGCAAUCUUCCCACAACCAUAAUAUGUCCUACGAAGAUGCAAUUAUGAUGACCCCUAACGCCAAGCGUUAUAGAAAUGAUACUUGCAUGAUGAGUUCUUACUCAAAAGCUGAAUUUGAUACCACUUAGUAGCAACAUCAGAGCAUCGCAAGAGAAAUUUAUCUUCCAACAGAAAUGGACAAGCUAAAGAAGCUAUUUCCAUUUCUAGACAAUGAGGUAAAAUUUAUCAAAUAUUCUAAAAUCCUAUAGCAAAUCCAAGAAGUGCUAAAAGAAUGCGACAAGGACUGCUCAAAGGCUUACAACAAGCUUCUCACAUAAAAGAACCCUAAUCUGAAAGAUGAAUAAGGCAAGGCACUUUUGAGUAAGAGAGUGGGUGCUCCCCAGCAAUUCAGCCAAGACCCUAAUUAAAAUCAAAGUGCAUUGAGUUCUGCAAGAUAAAGCAAGAAGAGAAGAAGGGACGACUAUGAAUCUGAUUAUUCUUCGAUUAUGGAUAUGAACCAAGUUUCUCUUCGCUCAUCAGUAUCUGUGCAGAACUCUUCUAAUUUGCAGUAGUAGAGUCAAUAAAUAAGUGCUUAAUAACUACAGCCUAAUACUUAAAAUAGCUCACAAAACCAAAAUCAACAGCUAGUAAAUCAUAGCUAAGCCCAACAAAUCUAGCAAUAAAUCCAAGAGAGACCUCUUGAAGAAUCAUACGCAGAAAAUAGUGUCAAGGAGCUAAUGAAUAUCUAGUGUGCUGAAGAUGCUUAUAAGGUAUUAAACAACAUGUUCAAAACUUUUAAGUAGGAAUCUAGCAAAAAGUAUAUUGAAGCUAUUAAAGUUUGUUUAAGAGAUAACUAAAUUCUCAAGAAAGGAGUCAUUAUCUAGAACAAGAGAUCACAAGAAGCAAUGCAAAAAGCAGCUGACUAUGACUAGCUAUUUGAGGUAGUAUAAAAGCAGGCAGAGGAAAUAGGUUUCUUGAAGUCCUAGAAUGCCUAGCUUAGCACCAGCUUGAUGAAGUCUUAGUUCAAGCCAAUGAUGAAUCCAAACUGGUAUAACAGCAACAAUCACUUUGGUGGAGAUCCUUCAGUCCUCUGA
Stylonychia lemnae is the source of this 1140-nucleotide messenger RNA. The record is from the annotation of a GenBank genome assembly. NCBI's taxonomy places the organism in Eukaryota, Ciliophora, Spirotrichea, Sporadotrichida, Oxytrichidae.